Aphidius gifuensis is the source of this 3712-nucleotide messenger RNA. RefSeq names its product MATH and LRR domain-containing protein PFE0570w-like. The transcript has 3 exons. The record is from RefSeq and is a predicted model, not a curated record. NCBI's taxonomy places the organism in Eukaryota, Metazoa, Arthropoda, Insecta, Hymenoptera, Braconidae. The coding region runs from base 158 to 3556 and encodes 1132 amino acids.
UAAAAUUAAAUUUAAAAAACAAAAAAGAAUAUAAACAUUUUUUUUUUCCUAAACGAUUGUCAAUUUUAUAUUCUAACCAUUUUUUUUUUUUGACACAUUUAUUGACGUUAUUUAUCAACGAGGUGGAUUUUUAUUUUUAUUUAUUUUUUUACUUGAAAUGGCACCAUGGGACUCUAAGCUGCGAUGGCAGUUAGGUGGUAACUUGCAGCCAGUUCGUUUUAUUUGUGAAUUUGAUUGGAGAGAAUGUCCAUCGGCAAUUGCUCAUUAUAUUUGGUCAGAAAUUGUUACAGAUGUUGUUGAUUGUGUUACAAAUGAAUCGACAAUGUGGAGAGUAAUUAGCCUUGUAUUUAUUUGUACAAUUUUAUUGCAUAUUGUUUGGACAAAGGUCAAAACAAUGAAUGAAAAUAAUUACCAACGUGAAUUAUUACGACGAGUUAAUUUUAAAGUUCAAGAUCUUGAAUUAAAAAUUAAUAUAUUAACGUACAAAAUGAGCCAUGGCAUGUGGCAAGGAAAAAUUAAAACUAUUCAAUACAAAGAAAAUAAUUCAAAUGAUUAUUUAUUGAAGUGCAUUGAGACUAAAAAAAUUGAUGAAGAUUUUAAUUUAAAUCUUAAAAAACCAAUUAUUUUGAAAGAUACAUUAGGGAAUUUUGAUAAACUUGUUUUUCCUGAUAAAAAAAAACUCAAUAUGAUUAAUAAUUUGAAUGAUGAUGAUAGUAACAACACAAAAAUAGAAGAAAAUAAAAUUGAUAAAGUACAAAAAAGACUUCAAGGUAUGCAAAUAAUUCUACGUGAUUUUCGUGACUAUGAUAAAAGUCAAGAAGACAAAGAAAUAGCAAAAGCAUAUUUACAAGAAUUAAAUGAAUUAAAAACAGACACUGAUAGUGAUGAUAAUAAAUCCAUUAUUGAUGAAAAAAAAUUGUCUGUUAUUGAAAAAAUCAAUGAAGAAAGUGCUGUAGUAAUUACACCAUUAAAAAAAAAUUCAUUUGAAGAAAUUCAAGAUGUCAAAGAGGAUGAUUCAAUUGAUGAAAAAAUAAAAUCCGAAAUGGAAAAAAAAGAAGAUGAAAUAGUACAUGAAAAGAUAAAAAAUGAAUCAAUUGAAAAAAUAAGCUCUCCCAGUGAGAUAGAAAUAAAAGAAGAAAUUUUAAAUGAAAAUAAAUCUUGUGAUGAUUCGUGUGCUUCAUCUGAGCAUGAUGAAAUGACAAUGUUUUCUGAAAGUCCUUUGUCAUCGAUAGAAAAUAUUAUUCACAAUUCAAUGUGUUGGAAUAAUAUUAUUGAUGAUAGAUCUGAUGAAUCAAGUGAUUCUGAUCAUAAUUCAUCAAUGAGAACGUCAUUUAAAGUAUUGGAUAUUAUUUCAGAGGAACAAUCAAGCAGCAGUUGUAAUGAACGAUCAAGUACGACAAUUAUUGAUAAAAAUAAAAUAGAUAAUUCAUCAAAAAUAUAUGAUAGUGAGGAAAUAAAUAAAUCAAUUGACCUAGAUGAACAGAUAUCAAAUAAAACAAGUGAAAAAGUUCAAGAAAUUUCAAAUGUUUCGUCUGAUAUAUCUUUGAUGGGCUUUGAAUAUUGUCAUGAAGAAAAAACUGAAGAAACUGAUGAUUUUUCAGUUGAAAAAAUUGAUGAUAAUGAUGAUGUAUCAAAAUCCGAAAAAAUAAUAAAUGAAAUAGUUGAAGAUAAUUUAAUAAACACAAGUGAAGCAUCAAAAAUUACUGAAGACUGUGAAAUUGAUACCAAAAAUUUCGAGAAAGAAAAUUGUGAUGAUGAAAAAAAUUUAAAUAAUACAAUUGAAAUAAUGGAUGAUAAAAAUGAAAUUGAAAUUGAUCUUAUUGAUUUAAAAGAUGAAGAUGAAAAUAAUAUUAAAGAAGAUUUGUUGGUUGAUGAAAUUUCAUUGAUAGAAAAUAAUAAUGAGGAAGAAAUAAAUAAUAAUACUGAAGAUGAACCAACAACAGGAAGAACAAUAAUUAAAAAAACUGAUGACAAUGAAUCAGUAGAAUUUGAUUUUCCAAAACAAGAAAUAGUUGAAUUUAAUAUUCAACAGGAUAAUCUACCAGACGAUAAGGAUGACCUGAUUCAAUUGGAAAACAUAACAUUUGAAGAAUUAAAAGAACUAGAAGAAUAUUGGAAUAUUGAUGAUUCAAAUUCUGAAAUAUCAAGAGAAAUAAAUGAUAAAUCAUUGUCGAAUAUUGAAUUUGUACCAAGUAGUACAGACUUGACAAUAGCUGAUACAUCAUCAUUAAUUUUUACAUCUGAUUAUUGCAUGGUUGAGUCAAUUGAAUCAGUAAAACCUCCAAAAGAAAUUCGCUCAAUUGAUGAAAUUGAUUUUUGUGAAGAGCUUAAUAUUGAUGAUAAAUUAACAAAUAAAAUUGAUGAAGAUUUAAUAACACAAAAACAAGAAGAUGAUAAUGCUAUUAUUGAUGAUGCAACUACAAUUAAAAGUCAUGACUCAAUUGAUAGUAAAAGUGAAUCAUUUGAUUCUGGCAAUUCAACAUAUUUAGAUGCUAGUAGUAAAAAUAUUUUAAGCUCAAAUGAAUCUAGUUUGACAAUUGAAAAAUCAAAAUUAUCAUUAAAUAAAAUAUCACCAAUAAUAACGAAAAAACAAAUUAAAUAUUCAAGCACAUCAACACUUCCACGAGUUGGAUCAAAAAAUAAAACAACAAAUUUACCAUUAGAUAAUAAAAGAAAAUUUAUAAAAUCAUUUGAUAAAAAUGAAACAAAGUUAAUGAAAAAUUUAAAUAAAACAAAUUUAUUAAAUAGAAAAUCAUUAAAAACAAAAAGUAAUUUAAAUUUAAGUUUAUAUGAUAAACAAAAUUUAGGUAAAAAUUUUAAAAGUAGUAUUGAUUUAACACAAAAAAGAAGUCGUUCAUAUAUUACACCAAGAAAAUAUGACAGUCUUGAAAAAAAUAACGAUUUAUCAAAAAGUAAAAUAGCAUUAUUUGAUAAACGUUUAAAUAUUAAAUUAAAAAAUGAUGCUAAUGAAAAAAUAAAAGAUAUGAAAUGUGCAUCAAAAUCAUCAAUACCAAUACUACGUACAAGAUUUGAAAACCCUCGUCUAAUAAAUUCCGAAGAAAAUAUAAAAAAAAGUGAUAAAAAAAAUUUUGAAAUUAAUGAAAAUUAUAGCUUUGAAAAAGAGAUUAAAAAUUGGGAAAAAAAAAAUAAUAUUUGUGAUAAUCAAACAGUAAUAUAUGUAAAUAUUAUAACUGAAAGAGACAAUAGUGUAACAAAAAUUUUAGAUCCCAAAACAUUUCGUGAAUAUAUUAAAAAUAGAGAUCUUAAAAUUCAAAAAAUCAUUGAUGAUGAUUUAUCAGAUAAUCCAUUGAAUUAUGAUGACACAAGCAAUCCAAAAAUACGUACAAUUAUAUCAACAGUUAUCAACGAAAAACCAUCAGUUGAAGUUUUGGCAAAACCAUCAAUGUCAGAUGUGAGUACAUCAAUAUCAGAUUUAUCUGAUGAAAAUAAAAACAAUUCAAUAAUAACAAAAGAAGAAUACAUUGCACUAUAUGAAAUUCUAAAAGAAGAUCAAAAUUUUUGUCAAUUAAAUAAACAAUUUUGUGCUAAAAAUUAAUUUUAACUUGAUGACUACCUCGUUGUCAAUCUCAUAUUAUUUUUUUUUAAUUUUCUUUUUGAUAAAUGUACUUUUUUUAAAAAAAAAAAUUAAGCUCUUGUAUGAUGUUUAUAAUUUUUAUAAAUUAAAAUAUAUAUUUAAUAUCAAUUUAAUGUU